This is a messenger RNA of Jatropha curcas, 2731 nucleotides long. Its product is annotated as beta-galactosidase 8. Gene Ontology annotation, molecular function: hydrolase activity, hydrolyzing O-glycosyl compounds; carbohydrate binding. Lineage: Eukaryota; Viridiplantae; Streptophyta; Magnoliopsida; Malpighiales; Euphorbiaceae. Gene Ontology annotation, biological process: carbohydrate metabolic process. The record is from RefSeq and is a predicted model, not a curated record.
GUAAAAUUUUUUCCUCUUUAAAAACUAAUUUAAUUUUAUUCCUCGUUUUCAGUUCCAACAAAUGAAACAGAACAAACCCAUAAAUCCAAUUCUCCUUCUUUUUUUUUUUUUCCGUUUAAUGAACAAAAGCUGGUUACUCCGUAGUCUGUGGUUUUGAGAUAUUAUGGGGAGCAAGAAUUUUCUGACAUCGGUUUUACCGGUUGUUCUAAUAUUUGCUUCCUAUUUUUUUGAAAGGGGAUGCUGUGCUAAUGUGAGUUAUGAUCACAGAGCACUUAUUAUUGAUGGAAAAAGACGAGUUUUGCAGUCUGGUUCCAUACAUUAUCCAAGAACUACUCCUGAGGUGUGGCCAGAUAUUAUUAAGAAGUCGAAGGAGGGGGGAUUGGACGUGAUUGAGACUUAUGUCUUCUGGAAUUACCAUGAACCCGUGAGAGGCCAGUACUAUUUUGAAGGCAGGUUUGACCUGGUGAGUUUUGUAAAAACAGUUCAGGAAGCUGGUCUUUUUGUUCAUCUGAGGAUUGGGCCAUAUGCCUGUGCUGAAUGGAAUUAUGGGGGAUUUCCAAUCUGGUUACACUUCAUUCCUGGGAUUCAGUUUCGAACAACAAAUGGACCUUUUAAGGAGGAAAUGAAGCGUUUUCUUGGAAAGAUUGUAACUUUAAUGAAGGAAGCGAAUCUCUUUGCAUCACAAGGAGGGCCAAUUAUUCUUGCUCAGGUUGAGAAUGAAUAUGGGAAUGUUGAAUGGGCAUACGGGGUUGCAGGAGAGUUAUAUGUCAAAUGGGCCGCUGAAACUGCUGUUAGUCUGAAUACAAGUGUACCUUGGGUGAUGUGCCAACAAGAAGACGCCCCUGAUCCAAUUAUAAAUACAUGUAAUGGAUUCUACUGUGAUCAGUUUACCCCAAAUUCUCCUUCCAAACCAAAAAUCUGGACUGAGAACUAUAGUGGCUGGUUUCUGUCAUUUGGUUAUGCAAUUCCUCAUCGACCUGUUGAGGACCUAGCUUUUGCUGUUGCACGCUUUUUUGAAUAUGGUGGUACUUUCCAAAACUACUAUAUGUAUUUUGGUGGAACCAACUUUGGAAGAACAGCUGGUGGCCCUUUGGUUGCAACAAGCUAUGAUUAUGAUGCCCCAAUAGAUGAAUAUGGUUUCAUCAGACAGCCAAAGUGGGGUCAUCUACGCGACUUGCACAAAUCAAUAAAACAGUGUGAAGACCAUUUGGUCAGCUCAGACCCAACACACCUGAAGCUUGGUUAUAACUUAGAGGCACAUAUCUACUAUAAGUCUUCCAAUGAUUGUGCUGCUUUUCUUGCUAAUUAUGACAGCAAUUCAGAUGCACAUGUUACAUUCAAUGGACAUAUGUACUUUCUUCCUGCUUGGUCAGUGAGCAUACUUCCAGAUUGCAAGAAUGUCAUUUUUAACACUGCCAAGGUCGUGUCCCAAAGAAAUCUUGACGAUGCUUCAUUUGCUCAUUCAACCUCUAGUAAAGAGAUUUCACUGGAACAAACAGCGUGGAGUUGGUACAAAGAAAAAGUGGGCAGUUGGGGCAACAACUCAUUUAUAAAGCCAGAUUUAUUGGAGCAGAUUAAUACAACUAAAGAUGCCAGUGAUUUUCUAUGGUACUCGACCAGUAUUAAUGUGAAUGCUGGUCAAGAGAAAGAUUUCAUUUUGAACAUUGAGAGUUUGGGGCAUGCAGCACUUGUUUUUGUAAACAAAAGGUUUGUUGCAUUUGCAUACGGUAAUCAUGAUUUGGCAAGCUUUUCACUCACUAAGAAAAUUAGUCUUGAUGAAGGAAACAACACACUGGAUUUAUUAAGCAUGUUGGUCGGCCUACAGAAUUAUGGACCCUGGUUUGAUGUUCAAGGAGCUGGAAUUUAUUCCGUUACACUAAUUGGCCCGAGUAAAGGCAAGAACGAUCUUUCUUCUGGAAAAUGGACCUAUCAGGUGGGACUGGAAGGGGAAUACCUUGGACUGGAUAAGAUCAGUCAAGCAAAUAGUUCACUGUGGACUAAAGGUCCUUCUCUGCCUGUUAAUAAGAGUUUGAUAUGGUACAAGGAUACUUUCAUCGUCCCUGAAGGAAAGGGCCCUCUAGCCUUAAAUCUAACAAGCAUGGGAAAGGGUCAGGCCUGGGUUAAUGGACACAGCAUAGGACGAUAUUGGCCUGCAUAUCUCUCACCUUCAACAGGAUGCACAGAAAAUUGUGAUUACAGAGGAACUUAUGAUCCAUCUAAAUGUCUGAAGAAAUGUGGUCAGCCUGCUCAAACACUAUAUCAUAUCCCACGAACAUGGAUCCAGCCUGGAGAAAACCUACUAGUCCUACAUGAAGAGCUUGGCGGCGAUCCUUCAAAGAUUUCUGUGCUAACAAGAACUGGCCAAGAGAUAUGUUCAAUUGUGUCAGAAGAUGAUCCACCACCAGCUGAGUCUUGGAAACCAAGCUUAGACUUCAAGUCUCAAAGCCCUGAAAUUCGAUUGACAUGUGAACAAGGAUGGCGAAUUACAACAAUCAAUUUUGCUAGUUUUGGAACUCCUGCUGGAUACUGUGGCUCAUUCAAUCUAGGAAACUGUCAUGCUGACAUGUUAUCCAUUGUUCAAAAGGCUUGCAUAGGUCGAGAAAGGUGUUCAAUCUCCAUAUCAGCAGCCAAUCUUGGUGAUCCUUGCCCUGGAGUUCUGAAAAGAUUCUUCAAAUCUUGCAGUUUUUCAAUGUCUUUCACAUUUGUUCUAAGCUUCAAACAAGUUAAAUAA